UCCGAUGAUAGAAGACAUUUCUCCUCAAAUUGGGGAUAUUUCACCUCCAGAAAGUGGCGAUUUUAUGCCUCCUCCUAUGAUAGAAGAUAUUUCACCUCCUCAAAUUGGGGAUAUUAUUUCACCCCCUGAAAGUGGCGAUUUUAUGCCCCCUCCUCAAAUAGAAGAUAUCUCACCUCCUGAAACUGGAGACAAUACUGAACCUCCUGAAACCUUUAUUCCACCCCCUGAAAGUGGAGAUUUUAUUCCACCUCCCGAAAGUGAGGAGGAUUUUGAAUCAGUUCUUGAAAGUGAAAAUUUAAUUCCUCCUUCUGAAAAUGAAGUUGUUAGUUUUCUUGAAGAUGGGGCUGGAAGUUUUGUUCCUCCUCCCGAAAAUGAGAUUAUUAUUUCGUCACCCGAAAAUGGGGUUUUGAGUCCGCAAAAAAGUCCAACUUUUGAUAGCGAGGUUCCAAGUGCGCAGAAUACCUGGACUUCUAGCUCAACGGUGGAAGAAAAGCGAGGAACUGAAAUUACAAAAUUUAUUGGAAUUCUGGGAAAUGUCAAGCGAGAAAAAUCACCGUUGCAUCACGCACCUGGGUAUAUUGAAAGGACGGUGGAUGAUGGUCCAGAGGAAGAGGGGGACGAUUCGGUUUUUGAAUCUUACCCUCCACCUCCUCCUCCUGAAAUUGAUGCCGAUGCCGGUAAAAUAACGACAGUGCCACCACCUAUUCCCAGAUGGUUGUCUCAAGAGGACGAGGAUGAAAAUAUUUUCGAGGGAUAUGGAGGGAUGCAAGAACCCCCAGCAACUCCAGUCGCACGUGACGAAUUAGCCUUGAAGAGGCACAGGUUUUUCUCAGACUUGUUACAAGCAACUCAAAAUUCUGCUGAGCACAGAGUGAGCUUCGACCCUCUGGGAGCGAGGGUUUAUCCUGGUUGCGAGUCGGAUGACAGAGAAGAACACUUGGAAGAAUUGGUAACGAGAUUAGAAAACGUAACGAGAAGAUUGGAAAGGGUGCCAACACAAGUAACCCCUGAAACUCAGGAAAUAGCAGUUCAAACUAAAACUCCGUCUCCGGAAAAAUCCCCGUCUCCGGAAAAAUCCCCAUCUUCGAGGAAAUCGGAAAAAGAGAGUAUUUCUUCUGAAGAUCAGUGCUCACUAGGUUCCACCACUUCAAUUUCUUCGACUGAAUCCUCAAUAGUAGAAGUGACCAACAUGUCGGUUGCUGGUUAUGAGGACAUCGUAGCUGGUCCAGUCAGGGAAUUUUUGGAUCUGAGCCGGAAAAUUGGGGGAGAUGUGGCUUCUCAUAGUCAGCUGGUAGAAAAAGCUUUUCAAAUCCAACUUGGCUUUUUAAGAACAGCGUCUAGUCGUCCGGCACCGACGAAUCAGACUGAACAGGUGUCUCUUUUAGGACCAACCUCAACACAAAUUCAAGAGAUUCAGGAAUUUCGUGAUAAGCACAGAGCCUCGCCAUUUUUCAAUCACUUAUCAGCAAUUAGUGAGAGUAUUCCAGCCUUAGGAUGGGUCGCCGUUUCUCCGACGCCAGCGCCCUACGUGAAGGAAAUGAAUGACGCUGGCCAGUUUUACACAAACCGUGUUUUAAAAGAUUGGAAAGAAAAAGACAAAACGCACGUUGAGUGGGCCAAAGCAUGGGUACAAACUUUAACCGAGUUGCAGCAAUAUGUGCGGAAAAAUCAUACAACGGGAUUAGUUUGGGCAAAAGGAGGAUCUGUUCCUCCACCUCCUGCAGGCGGACUUCCUCCACCCCCGCCACCUUCAAUGCCAGUUGGUGAAGUUGAAGCAGUUGAGAAUGACGACAGAAGUGCACUUUUUGCCGAGAUUAACCAGGGAGAAAAUAUCACUAGAAAUUUGAAGAAAGUCACAUCAGAGAUGCAGACACAUAAGAAUCCCAAUUUAAGAACUGGUCCCGCGCCUUUCAAAGCUCCAGCGACAGGAUCUACGGUGAAAAACACAUUGCCAGCAAAUGCGCCAAUCGACAAACCUCCCGUUUUCACCCGCGACGGGAAAAAAUGGCUUGUGGAGUACCACAAGGGCAAUAAAAAUCUACUCGUCGAGAAUGCAGAGAUGAACAAUGUCAUCUACAUGUACCGCUGCCAAGACAGUACAUUAGUUAUCAAAGGAAAAGUCAAUUCUGUUGUUAUCGACUCCUGCAGAAAAUCUUCCGUUGUUUUCGAUUCGCUCGUUUCGAGCAUCGAGUUUGUUAACUGUCAAAGUUGCCAAAUGCAGGUACUUGGAAAGGUGCCGACGAUUUCCGUCGAUAAGACAGACGGUUGCCAGAUGUAUUUAAGUCCCGAAUCGCUUGCUGUGGAAAUUAUUUCUAGUAAAUCAAGUGAAAUGAACGUAAUGGUUCCUAAAGGAAAUGGCGAUUACACCGAGUACCCCGUACCAGAACAAUUCAAAACGACUGUAAGUCCCAAGGGGCUCUCCACGAUCGCUGUCGAUUCACUCGGCUAAGUUCGGAAUUUUCGAAUUUUUAGUCUAAAAAUCCGACUCUAAUUUUCUAAUUAAUUAGCAAUACACGAUAACUUCGAAACCAUCCUCUGAUGGUACGUAAUUUAUUUUUAUUUCAAAUAAGCCUUACGAGGAGACUCGUAAAGGUCCUAGGAUAACGAAACGGAGGGGUGAUUCGGUCUUUUAAAUUAUGGAAUCGCGAUUGAUUUGCGAAAGAUUCGCUACUGAAUUUUGUAACUUUGAUUGAAAAAAUUUGUGCUAUAAUCAACACACCUUGUUCCUGAUUUGCUGUGUUGCAAAAAAAAAAACAAAAAAAAAAACAACUU
Belonocnema kinseyi is the source of this 2772-nucleotide messenger RNA. RefSeq names its product adenylyl cyclase-associated protein 1 (gene capt). The coding region runs from base 5 to 2449 and encodes 814 amino acids. The transcript is spliced from 9 exons. Gene Ontology annotation, cellular component: cytoplasm. Lineage: Eukaryota; Metazoa; Arthropoda; Insecta; Hymenoptera; Cynipidae. Gene Ontology annotation, biological process: cytoskeleton organization; regulation of adenylate cyclase activity; cell morphogenesis. The record is from RefSeq and is a predicted model, not a curated record. Gene Ontology annotation, molecular function: adenylate cyclase binding; actin binding.